Molecule: messenger RNA, 1462 nt
Organism: Hibiscus syriacus
Lineage: Eukaryota; Viridiplantae; Streptophyta; Magnoliopsida; Malvales; Malvaceae
Exons: 8
Coding region: 339-1277 (312 amino acids)
Molecular function (GO): 3'-5'-RNA exonuclease activity
Source: RefSeq, a predicted model, not a curated record
UUAGGCUGCGCACGUAUUUCGUCAAAGCAAAACAUAAAAGUUUCCUUUGUGCCAAGUCGGAGUGAUACUCGGAUAUAUCGCUGUCUUCCGUUCAGACAUAGCCGAGUUUCUCGCGGCUUUUGUCUCUCUUUCUGAAUCAAAACUGUCUAAAGCAACAAAUCUGUCUUCUUUUUCCCCUUGUACAGCUAAAAAUCCAUUCUCAAAGCAAAUCAACUAAACCCACAAGCAGGGAAUAUGCCCGACCUUUAUUAGCUUCCUCUUGACUAUGGAUUUUGUUAUUUGAUCAAUGAUCACAUAGUUGAAGACUAAAAAUUCUUUCUUAUUUGUUGCAUUCAAACAUGAGUGUCUCUUUGACUGUAAUGACUUUUAAUCUGCAUGAAGAUCAACCAGAAGACAGCCCAAAUUCGUGGGAGAAGAGGAGGGAUUUGUGCAUAAGUGUCAUCACUAGUUACUCCCCUAUCAUUCUUUGUACUCAACAAGGCGUACAAUCUCAACUGGAUUAUCUUCAGCAGGGAUUGCCAGGUUAUGAUCAGUUCGGAGUAUCAAGAAAAGGGCCCCAGGACAGUUCAGAUGAACAUUGCACAAUCUUCUAUGACAAAGAAAAGGUAGAGUUGAUUGAAGGUGGAACCUUUUGGCUGUCCGAGUCACCUUCUGUUCCUGGCAGUACAUCAUGGGGUUCAGAAGUUCCAUGUAUCGCAACAUGGGCUACAUUCCAGCUUAAAGGAGUUGAGCCACCAGGAUUCUCAUUUCAGAUAGUGAAUACUAACAUGGACGAGUCCAGUCCUCGUGCCCGUAGACGAAGUGCUCUGCUUACAUGGCAACAUAUUGCAUCCUUGCCUCCUAGCUUACCGGUUGUGUACUGUGGAGGAUUUAACACACAGAAGGAAUCAACAACAGGGCGUUUUCUUCUUGGGAGAUCAAGAGAACAUGGUGUGGUGGGAGACAUGAGGGAUGUGUGGGCUAAUGCUCGGGUGAGGAAAAAUGUUUCCCUAAUACGAACUUAUCAUGGCUUCAAAGGUGACAAGCAGGGAGCUCUAGAAUUCCUUAAGUUGAUAUUUAGAGCGCUCUGCCUCUGCUGGGACCGCCAAACACAAGAUCUACACAUUGACUGGAUUCUUUUCAGGGGCAGAUCUCUAAUACCUUCUUCAUGCGAAGUGGUCAAUGAUAACAUCGACGGUUAUUACCCUUCCUCUCACUAUCCUAUAUUUGCCGAGUUUCUUCUUCCGCGUACCGUGAGAUUGAUAGAACCACCUACACAUACACAAGAGGACAAUUAGAAUGCUAUUUGUUUAUAAAUCGAUCUUAUCAUGUUUCCUCCCUUCUUUGUGUUUCAACUCUCGAUCAUGAAUCAUUUAUGUGUACAAGUAUUUUCAGCUGCUGUUUGACAUUGCCUUCUCAAUCCUCAUGGCCAGAAUAGGAGAAGGAAAGAAGCCAUUUCGAAUUUGAUUCCAGAUUGUGAACC